AUGGAGAAGAUGCAUUACGCUGAGGAGUUAGUAAGGGAGUUUCUCGUCUUUCGAGGAUUCACCAACACUCUCGAAGCUUACGAAACGGAAUUGCGCACCGAUGUCGGAAAAGGCUUUCAGGUUGACAAAAUUCUUGACCUAAUCUUCUCGUUAUACGUUCCGAAGUUUCAGAUUGAUAAAUUGGUAGCGCUUCUCGGUUUCUUCAAACACUAUCUCUCUUCGUCGUUCGAAACUACACUCGUUUCAACUUUCUCUAAAUUGGAGGCUUCUCUUUUGCGAUUCUACAUUGUUCACGCUUUGCAAUCCAAUCGGAGGGAUAAGGUUGUUGAGUUUUUCACUGUUCAUGGUCCUGAUUUGUUGCAGAGUUCUCAGGAGGAUUGGACUCAAUGGUUUGCAAUUCCUUAUGCGAAGAAUCCACAAUUGGAUCCGGAAUUUCGAAUAUUUUUCUCCAAGGAGUGGUAUCAGGCUUUGCAUCUCUCUGUUAGAAACUUCUUUAGUGAGAUCUUCAAUGCUACUCAUAUCCUUCAUAACAUUUGUUUGAAAGAAAAAAACAGUUUCUCUUGUUUCAGAUAG
This is a messenger RNA of Lathyrus sativus (Indian pea), 573 nucleotides long. Lineage: Eukaryota; Viridiplantae; Streptophyta; Magnoliopsida; Fabales; Fabaceae. The record is from the annotation of a GenBank genome assembly.